This is a messenger RNA of Thalassophryne amazonica, 4709 nucleotides long. RefSeq names its product ORMDL sphingolipid biosynthesis regulator 3 (gene ormdl3). Bases 351 to 812 code for a protein of 153 amino acids. The transcript is spliced from 4 exons. The record is from RefSeq and is a predicted model, not a curated record. NCBI's taxonomy places the organism in Eukaryota, Metazoa, Chordata, Actinopteri, Batrachoidiformes, Batrachoididae. Gene Ontology annotation, cellular component: endoplasmic reticulum membrane. Gene Ontology annotation, biological process: negative regulation of ceramide biosynthetic process; intracellular sphingolipid homeostasis; ceramide metabolic process.
UGCCUGAACGACGAGCCGUGCUGUGUUGUCGCCAGCUGUUGGUUCGAAGACGAAGCCGACGUCGGUGUUGUGUCUCGUUUUGUUUGCGUGUGUGUGCCAGCACAGCGAGCGUCCCGCUGAAGAAAAGGAAAAACGAAAACGAAAAGAUGGUGUUGGGCUUCGUGAAACACGGUGUCGUGCUGUUACAUAACUGAAGCCGAAGCGCUCUGAUAACGGACCAGUGCCAAUGCAGGUCGGAGUUGAAGCCAUUUUUCUCUGUGCAGUCAGAUAGCAGGGUUCAGCUUUGGAGAAUCACUUUUACUUGCGCAUGCACAGUAAACAGAGUGCUUUGAAGUGACAGCGCUGCCAUCAUGAACGUGGGCACAGCACACAGCGAGGUGAACCCCAACACCCGAGUGAUGAACAGCAGAGGGAUCUGGCUGGCUUACAUCCUCGGCAUCGGCCUCUUGCACGUCAUCCUGCUCAGCAUUCCCUUCGCCAGCGUGCCUGUGGUCUGGACCCUCACCAACCUCAUACACAAUCUGUGCAUGUAUCUUCUACUUCACACCGUUAAAGGGACCCCCUUUGAGACCCCAGAUCAGGGCAAGGCUCGCCUCCUCACACACUGGGAGCAGAUGGAUUAUGGCGUGCAGUUCACUGCUUCUCGCAAGUUUCUAACAAUCACUCCCAUUGUCCUAUAUAUCCUAACCAGCUUCUACACCAAAUACGAUAGGGCCCAUUUUGUGGUGAAUACUGUUUCUUUGUUGACUGUCCUCAUUCCCAAGCUGCCCCAACUGCACGGCGUGAGGAUCUUUGGCAUUAAUAAAUACUGACAAAGUGGAAGAGACCUGCAUCUUGGCCACAUCUCCAUCGAUCGUCGAGAGAAAACAGAGUAUCAGAUCUCUAAUUUGGCUGCAGGUACGUAAGGAUCUGGUGGGUCUUUGCCUCCAAACUCUGGUGAACAGUCCCAAGAAUGAAGCCUCUGGGGGAUACUGCCAUGGUACCAAACCACAGGAAAUGGACACUUAAAGCACAAAGGGAAACAGUUCACGUUAUGAGUAUUUAUAGCUGCUUUUAACACAUAGGUCUUACACGUUACGAGAAAGUGUUUUUACUAAAACGGAGAAAGGAAAAUUGUUUGGCACAACUGGAAUCAAAUAAUGUGAUCGUGAUAUAAUCGUGUGACAUGGUACUCAGCAAUCAGAGUCAUUUUCUACAUCAUUGUGUUCUCCUGCAUUUAUUCAUCCUCAAUUCCUCAAAGAGCGUCGUCACCUGAAUCUGAGGUUUAAAAGAGAUUAACACGAGUUUGAAAAGAUGGCAGCUGCUGCAGGCGCGAGACAUGAAAACACAGAGUUUUUAUAUUUAGCACUCAGCGGUUUUCUCCAGACCAAGAAUGGGAAGUUAAGAUAGGCUUAUUUUUAGCCGGCUGAUUCCAUAUUUGGACGGGUCCUGUUCUGCUUGCUGUCACAGCCCACCUCCACUUUGCUGCAGGAAAAAUAUGUCAAAGCAAAAGUCCAUCGCUCUGAGUUUAGAGUGAAAAAGAGUUCUGGUUGGUACUUCUGACCUUAUGUGAUGCAUAGGUCCAGUGCGGAUAAGCGGUUGGCUGACAGGGUUUUAUUUAAUUGGCUGAUAGUGUUUUUUUUAGAGGAGAGUGACGACAGCUGGUUUAUAAAGCUGAUCACGUUGAAGACUAUUACUGUCUUUGUUUGCUUCAGUAGAUCUGUGCUGUUUGCAGUGCACUUAAUUUAAAUGAAGUUUUUGUGCAAAUAAUAGCAUUUAUCAGCAGACAGCAUCUUCUUUGUAAACUUGCAUAAAUAAAAAAAUAUAGAAUGUUAGUGUUGUGUGCGCAGGAGUCUAACAUCUCUGUUUUUAGUCCCAGAAAAUAAGGUGUCUCUGGAUUUUCUCAAAGUCCAUUCUUCUUGUCACCCUUCAAACAGAGGAAGGGGGAAGGACAGCCAGCAGUUCAAAAAGGCUUUGGCAGCUCUUCUUCUGUUUCCACUCUUUCAGUGUUUCAGAUGGUAGGUGUUCAUGUGCCAUGAUGUGGUUUUUGCAUUGUUGGUUACACAGACAGCGCUUGACAUUAGUGAAAGAUGCAUCAGCGUUUUAAUGUUUUGCACCGGCUUGUAUUAAACCGGGGAGUUCUGGCUGGGAUCGUUAUUUACAGAGUCAACUUUUUGUAACGUAUUCCUAUUUGAAUGAUAUAAAACUGCAUCUUGCACUAUAACAAUCUGUUCCUGGCUUUCUCCAUCAGUAUGCUUAAAUUAACAUCUGUAUCCGUUGAAAGUGGGGAAAAAGUUGUAAAUUUCAAAGUUGUAAGUGCACAUAUCUUUGCACUGUGUUGGUUCCAAUCUCACAGGCAGUGGUUGCAAAGUGUUUCGUUGUGCUUGCUUUUGAGACCGUCUGCUGCACACCACCACCGUGUGAAGCAGCAUAAGUGUGGCCGUUUAAGUGCUUUGUGCUUUGAAAGGCAGGAAUUUCUCUCAGGUAACGUUACAUGCGACAUUGGCAGGUGUCCCACUGUUUCACCCCACCCACUGACGUCUGCCUGCAGAAUGGCAAAAUAGACACAUGGGGGAGCACUUACACCUUUGCACCACAGACACGAACCAGAUUACUAAAUGUACUUCUCAAGUGUAAUGCAAUUUGAAAUUACAGUUCACCUGAAUUUCAACGAUCUGGAUCACGUUUCAAAUGGAAGUUAAAUAUAAUCAUGUGGCUGUGAAAAUACUGUGCAGAUUUAUGUCACUUUCCAUCUUUGAAGUACCUAUGAAGUUUAAUUAAUACUUUAAACCAGCCAUGAGUGUUUAUGCUUAUGUACUCAAAUGUAGCGCAAACAAAAUCACUGAUGUAUGUAAACCUUGAAUUUUUGACCUUAUCUAAAAUAUUAGCGAUAUUGCCCUGUGUUUUAAAUUGAAUGAUGAUGCCUGCCAUGAUCAAAAAUCAGGCGCACAUGCCCUGGGAUUAUCAGGGCAAACAGGCACAAUGGAGUCAGUGAGUGAGUGACUCGGUCCACUAAAAGUCCAUCAGUAACUGUAAAAACUACUGCAUGCUCGGUUUUUAAAUUUUGGAUUCUGAUAUGUACAGGUGACGACCAGCAAACUUCCUAUUUUGGGCCAUGUUGGCAUCUUUUAACAUAAGUCACCGUUAUUCUUUUCUCUGUAAGUUUAAAUAAGAAUGAUGGCACAGUGAUACAGGUCUUGUCUUGUUCAGGCAGAACUUGUAAAGUAGAAACGUUUGUUUACAUGCGAUUUACGAAGUGUUAUUGAUUAUUGCAGGGUCCUGGUGGCCAACAAGGUGUCUGUUUUGUGUCUGAACAAACAUAAGAGAACUCCUUUCCAUGUGGUUACUCAGAACCACACUGCUAUGAGCUUGUAAUGUUCAGAUUGUGGACAAUUGAUGUGGUACUGAUGUUUUUGGGAAACUGCCCUCUGAGGGCGUGCGGGUGUUGCUUGCAUUAUACUGAAUGAGGUAAAUAUUAGAAACACCUAAAACAAAAUGGGCACGAGCAUUUUUUUUUAACAGCCAGUAUUACAACUUCCUGUUGUAGUUUACUGAUAUUAAAAUCAUGUUCAUUUUCUAGGAUCAUAGACAAUAGAAUCACUGGCAGCUGAUGUACAUAAAGAAUUUAAAGUGAGUUACAUUGCCACUUAGCUCAUUAUCAGAAUCAAGUAUAAAUGACAAUGCUUUAAAAGGAGGUUGGCAACAUUCAUAUCAUUCUAACUAAUCCGACUCAAUCAUGAUGAAGAGACUGCAGAUCAAAGUGUUUUUUGUUUUUUUUUCCCCAUGUCUCAGUGUUCGCCAGCUUUCAGACACUGUAAGGUGGGCUUGCAUGUUCUCUCAAUCUUGUUUUGAUUUUUGUCCUUUCUUGUUAGAAGGGUUAUAAUAGAUGGCCACCUCAGUGAGUCUGGUCUGCUUAAGGUUUCUUCCUGUAAUCAAAAAAUGCAGAAGGAAUCCUAAUAGCUUCUGCUUAUACUUCAGACACCAUCUUUAUCAAAAACCUGUAAGAACCCUGGGAAAAUACCAUUUGCAGUCUGAAAUGCUGUAGUAGAAAUCUAGAAUUUAUAUUAUUGAAUGGCAAUAAUUACUUAUUCCCAAUACAUAAAAAGUCACUGAUCCCCAAAGGAAGGACUUGGAUUCAUGCAAACAACUGAAGGCUUUAAAAUGUUAAGCAUGGACUAAAGGAGGAUUUUAAAACAGUAUUUGCUGUUUCCUUUUUUGUUUGUUUGUUUUGGUGAUGUACAACAUCGUCAUGACUAUUUAGGGCUUUAUGUGAAGUCAUGAUGUCAGAUUUCAUAGUACAAAGUGACCAUGCGUUGUGUAUAUAUACGCGCCAGGUUCUAAUGCUUUUUGAAAGAUUGUGCACAGUGAAUGCUGAAUAAAUGUGAAAUAUUAGUGUUCAUGGAUUGUUUAGUGACCAGUUUCUGUGCACGUUGAAGGAAGUGGCCAUAUUAUCUUCUGAGUGCUAGACACAACACAGUGUUUUUCAUGUGUAAUCUCAAAGUACUUUAGGAUUAUACUUGUGCUUUUACUUUGAAUUUAGACUGUAGAGUUUGUUCGUGGCUGAUUCAAAUGAUGAAAUGUGUUGGAUUUGUUAUUAUUACAGCUGCAAUGUGCAAAACUGUGUUGGCAUAUGAUUGAACUUUUGUACUGUAUUGUAUGGUGGAAGCCUAAAACUGUUUAAAUGGUUUGUACUGCAUGAUAAUUGGCUUAAUAAGAGCUUUUAAAGAAAA